AUGGUUCGAAGGCAUAAGAUUGAGGUGGCAGCUAUUCUUGAACCUCGAGUAAGUGGUUCAAAAGCAAAACAGAUAAUAAAAAAGCUGGGUUUUAAUAAUUCAAUAGUGGAGGAUGCUCAUGGAUUUACGGGAGGUCUUUGGUUACUAUGGAAUAAUGAUAGGUGUCAGGUUCAAGCAUUAAAACAGACCCAUCAAUUUAUUCAUGUUCGUGUUACAUUGGCAGAUCAUCAAGCUUUUCUUUAUACUGUUAUCUAUGCAAGUCCUAGAGAAGAAAUUCAGAAGAGACUUUGGGAUGAUUUACUUCAGUUAUCAGAAGAUAUCUCGGUUGCUUGGUUAAUUGCAGGUGAUUUUAAUGAAAUUGCCUUUCCAAGUGAGAAACGUGGUGGUGCUCCAGUUGAUACUAGCAGAUGUAAUAAAUUUGCUUCUCUUCUAACUGAUAUAAAGAUGAUUGAUCUUGAAGGAAUAGGUUCUAAAUUUACAUGGCGAGGACCAAGAUUUCUUCAUUUAGAUAGAGUUUUUAAACGUUUAGAUCGAGCUUGUAGCAAUGCUGAAUGGAGGUUGAUGUUUCAUGAAGGCCAGGUUCGAGUGCUUCCUCGUAUUAACAGUGACCAUAAUCCUAUCCUUAUUACCUUAGAGCCAAGCAAAGUUGAUGGGGUGGAACGCCCUUUCCGUUUUUGGUUGGAUCAUCAAUUUUUUAACAAUUUCAUCAAGGAAAACUGGCGUCAGGAUCAAAGAACAGUUGAUAGUCUUCGUGAUUUCACUCCUCUUAUUAAGCAGUGGAAUAAAGAUGUGUUUGGUAAUAUCCAUCAUAAGAAGAACAGGUUGAUUGGUAGGCUUGAAGGUAUCCAGAGGGCAAUUUCUGAGCAGAAUAAAAGCCAUUUGGAAAAGAUUGAAGGCAAGAUAAGGGGUGAACUUGAACAAGUUUUAGAACAGGAGGAACUUUUGUGGUUUGAAAAGUCUCGUGCUACUUGGAUAGCUCAAGGAGAUAGGAAUACAAAGUACUAUCAUACGAAAACAAUUGUUAGACGUAGAAGGAGCAUGAUCUUGGAGUAG
This is a messenger RNA of Gastrolobium bilobum, 1053 nucleotides long. RefSeq lists its product as uncharacterized. The transcript has a single exon. Lineage: Eukaryota; Viridiplantae; Streptophyta; Magnoliopsida; Fabales; Fabaceae. Bases 1 to 1053 code for a protein of 350 amino acids. The record is from RefSeq and is a predicted model, not a curated record.